AAAAAAGAACUUCUGUCAACUGAUAAGAAUUCCUCUUAUCACAAAUCUUAGUUGAAUUUUCCGCCGUUGUACAGUUGGUAGUGCUGAGCGAGACCUUAUUGAUCAAUGAAUCGUCCAAACUCCCUCAGUUGGUUUACACUCGCCUCUCCUGUAACUUGGUACCUAAUAAUUUUCCGCCAGUUUUCAAUGAAGUAAUCAAAAAUAAUUUCCAAAAUUUUAAACGCAUUUAAAGAUACAAUGCUUAUCUCCAUUCGACAUGGAAACACAUUUUCUAAAAGCAAAUUCAAUUCUAUCACAUUCCAAUCUUGAUAAAACCCUUCAUUAUAAUAAUGAUAUUGUAUAUAAAACAAUUAUUCAUUAUUGUGUUUUCCUCAUUGAUAGAUUAUGAUUGUUUGCAAUAAUAUAUGAAAAUGACCUUCUCUUAAGAAUACCUACUGGAAUUGAUUCUCUUAUAAAAAUAAUAUAUUCAAAAUUUACUUAUGAUAAAUAUUCAACCCUUGAUAAUAAGAACAAAUAUUUUCCAUUGUUUUUAUAUGACACCAUAUGUUUAAUUACUGGAGACAAUGCACACACCUUAUUCUUAGACAUGCGCGUUCAACGUCAAACAGUCAAUAGAAACACUCGUGUAAUAAUUCACCAAAACAUACCCCAAUAACAACAGGUUUAAGCUGAAUUGAUUGAUACUGAUGAGUGAUUCAUGCGAAGAAACAUGGAAAAGGCCUAAAUACGUCAAGUGAUAAGUGAUCAAAAGUAACGAUGUUCAAUUGUGAUUAAUGUAAGGCCUCUGAAUGGCUGCAAUAUUGUGCUAAGUUUGAUUUGAUGGAUACAGAGUUGCAAUAAUGGCUCACACGUCGACUAAGCUGGUAGUGAAGGACAGCUACGAUGAUGAUGAUAAUAGUGAUGAUGUGGAUGACGAGGUGUUCAUCAGAGACGGUCGCAACGGAUUCAAGGGGGAUGACGAGCGAGGCCUCAAGAGGCCCCUCAUGGCUCCCCGCCGCAAGGCCAAGGGUGGUCAGGCGGACGUCUGCCGCAAAACAUCUUGCUCAUCAAUUUGCACACCUGGGAGGGUUAUGCUCGUCUUCGCCGUGUGCACUCUUCUUGCCCUCAUUGCUAUUGGUGUAAUUCUGAUCCAAUCCUUCCCAUUUCCCCUGGAGAGGAUAAGAAUUUGGACUGUUGGGCCACCUCCGAAGCCUAAGCGAAUCAUACCUUGUACAGAAAUUAGUGCUGAGGAAUUAUGGGUGAAAUCGUUCCCUAAACUGGUGUCCGAAUCACCUAUGGAGUUAGUUGACAUCAACUCAGACAAUGUUGAAGAUGUUAUAAUCGGCUUUGGAACAGGUGCCGAUGAUAUGGAUGUACCUGAAGUUUCAUGUGACAAAUAUUUCGACUCGACCAUGUCAGCACCGUGCAUGGGCGGAGUUCUAGCGCUGAAUGGCAUUGAUGGGAAAACACUGUGGCAGCACUGGACAUGGAGAGCUGUUCUAUACAUUGAUUGUUCCAUUGAUAUCACUGGUGACAAGGUGUAUGACUGCAUAAUCUCUGGUAAAGGAGGGAUUCUUGCAUUGUUGAACGGUAAAAGUGGAGACGUUGUGUGGGAGCUGCAGAGGCCAGUUAUUGAUGCCUCCAUCAAUGUCUACACGGCUCAGUUCAUCUCAGACGUUGACAAUGAUGGCAUUCCAGAUGUUCUAGCAGCUCAUACAUCUAAUACAGCGGAACAGCCAACAAAAUUCCAAGGGCAUCUAAUGAUAUUCAGCGGGAAGGACAAACGAGAGAUCAGCACGGUUGAGACUCCUAACGGUGAGAGCAUCUUUGACGCGCCGCAGAUCCUGGUUCUCCCUGACGGAACUGACUUGCUCGUAUUCACCACUGGAGACGUCGCUCUACCGGGCAACACCUAUUGUGUUCCUCUUUACAAGCUGUUAAAAGGAGACAUUAGCAAGCCGAUGAUUCUAAGUGAAAAGGGAAAUAGCGUUUCUCCAGUACUAGUGGAUCUGAAUAACGAUGGAACUGAGGACAUUGUAACAGCAAGUGGUGAUUACAUAUCAGCAUAUGACGGUCGAACGUUUCUACAGUUAUGGAAUACUUCAGUGCCAUCCACAGAAUCUGAUCUACUUCAAACAUACAUAUCACCAACACCAGCCUAUUUUAAUGAUGACUUGGUACCAGACAUUUUGGUAACACAAUUAGAGGGACCAGGGAUAUUGAACAUAUAUGACACAAAGAUAACAGUACUCGACGGCACGAAUGGCAAGAAUCUUCUGGACAAACCAAUCAUAGGAUCUGGCACAGUGGAUGCACCAGCUACAGCUGUCAGCUUCUCAGGAGUCGGCAAUGAUUUCUUCUUGUUCUGGAAUGCUGUCUGUGUCGGACAUGAGAGUGAUCAGACUCCUUUCACCAAAUAUGCAGGAGAUAUCAAUUUCUCGCAACAGGCAAGGACAAAUUUCUGCCAUUUACGAUUCAAUUCUACAGCAGACAUGAGACUUUACGUUUUGAGUCAACAUUUGGAGCCACCUGGAAUAUUAUUAUACUCAUCAGAAACCAAGUGGGAUGUGGAACAUAAUAACUCCGAAGUUGUAGAGCCAACACAAACUUUUCUGCAGAGCAAAUCCCAAUAUUUGCCAACAACUAAAUUCAGACAGAAAAGUCCCAGUCAGCAAUUAUUUCAUCACCACAACAAGAAUCGAUAUCAUUAUCCACAGCAACAGGAUCUCUCGAAAUUUGAAAAAUCUCAAAUGAACUAUCCAUACCAGAACUAUCCAGUGCUACCAGAGCGCAACCUGUGGCCUCAGCCAGAUCCACUUUACAAUGAGGAUAUCGCUUUUCCUCAAAGCAGUAUCAACAGUAGAAGGGAAUACAUGCAGCAGGGAAACCGUGAUCCGAUGAUCAACACUAAUUCUGGUGAAAACAGUCAAGAUUACGAUAGCUACAAUGACGACGAGGGAAUGCCCAACUUUUCAACAUCUGAAAGGGAUGAGAGAGCAAGUUUUCAGAACUUACAGAGAGCAGCAGAACGGGAAAACAGGCCAACUCAAAAUAUCAGGCAGCAUCAACUAAACACGCACAAAGUUUUGAAAAGAUCACCAUCCCACAAACAUCAUUCAGUUCCCAGAGUGGUUUCAGCAGGUACUCUUGCAAAAAGUUUGAAAAAUGAUGGAUUAGAUUUCAUAUUCGCCACACAUUGGUUGCCUUCCUCUGAGAAAGUGAUUCUGCUGAAACCAGAAGAUAUGCAAUGCAUAGAGAAGAAAAUUGAAACUGGUUCAAGAGAUAAGUUCUCAGAUGAAACUGAUGAGGAACUGAGAAACACAGCUACAAUAGAAUGUCUGCGAGAGAAAUAUUUCCAAAUAACCGAUCCGAACAGCAACUCAGUGUCAAUCAACGGCGGACAGAUGACUGUCUACCGGAUGAAGUUGCGGUGUGAGUGCACUCAAAUCCAGCCGCAGACUGAAACAUGCUCCAAACCUUUGCAGUUCCAGAGUCAGAGCUGGCCGUCUUGGGGUGGAAACGACUAUUAUAAACCACGAAGAUUUCAAUAGAAACCCAUUCCAACCAAUUCUUCCAAUGCAUUUUUAUACGUGAAUAUUUUGACAACAAUCUGAUAAUUAUUUCCUAAGAGUCAAACAUUGGGACAACUCUAUUCAGUGGUAUUUGUGAAAAUGGAUCAAAACUGAAGACUUGACUGAGGUUCUGUAAUAUCAUAAACCGAUAGUUGAAUCUACGUGAACUAUUUGAUACUUACAUGAACUAUGAAUUAUCGUGAACGUUGAAUUUACAAACAGUGAGAAUCAAUUGAUGAGGGAAUUGUUAUUCAUUUUACUGAAACUAAUAGGCCUAUGGAACAUCGAAAUGAUUUUAAAUCAGAGUGAACUGAAUUUCAUCCUCAAGUCUGCGACUGUAUGCAUUAUAAUUCAUCGUACGACGACAGUAUUAUGAUCAAAAGCCUGAAGCAUUUUUGACAACCAGGAAUCCUAACAAAUGUGGAAUGAUUUUAUCACUAUGUGCUCCUUAUUGUAUCUAGUUAGUUGUUUGAUGUAAGUGAAUUAAACAUUAAAUCUAUUUGACCAUAUUACUGUCAUUCCAGUUUCAUGUUCCUCUUUGAAUUACAGAUUGAAUC
Molecule: messenger RNA, 4108 nt
Organism: Nilaparvata lugens (brown planthopper)
Lineage: Eukaryota; Metazoa; Arthropoda; Insecta; Hemiptera; Delphacidae
Exons: 14
Coding region: 840-3530 (896 amino acids)
Molecular function (GO): protein binding
Source: RefSeq, a predicted model, not a curated record